Messenger RNA from Eupeodes corollae, 500 nucleotides. RefSeq names its product biogenesis of lysosome-related organelles complex 1 subunit 2 (gene Blos2). Gene Ontology annotation, biological process: lysosome localization; endosomal transport. The coding region runs from base 29 to 469 and encodes 146 amino acids. Gene Ontology annotation, cellular component: BORC complex; gamma-tubulin complex; BLOC-1 complex. Gene Ontology annotation, molecular function: gamma-tubulin binding. Lineage: Eukaryota; Metazoa; Arthropoda; Insecta; Diptera; Syrphidae. The transcript is spliced from 3 exons. The record is from RefSeq and is a predicted model, not a curated record.
GUUUAAUUGUUUCUUCUUUCGCGAAAAAAUGAAUCAAAACGAUCUGCAGCACAAUGAUCUUCUCGAUUCACCAAUCCGUGGGCCUACCCUUUCAACUAGCACCUCAAGCUUCGAAGCCCUUGAUCCACAUGACCCAAAUUUAAGUAAACUAGCGACUAAAAUGUUUCGGAAAACUGAGGAAUACAUAACAAAUGAACUGAAUGCUCCACUCGAAGAUUACAAACUUCUCGAGGACAUGAACAAAGUAACAAUUUCGAAAUACUCAGAGAUGAAACAUGUAGCCGAGGGUCUGAAUUUAUCGACGAAUGAUUUGAACGAUAAGUUCCAACAAUUGAUUCCAUUAAUGCAACAAAUUCACGAAAUAUCCGAUACCGUUGAUAAAUUGGAGGCGGCAGCAUAUAAACUAGAUGCUUAUAGUGUGGCGCUGGAAAAUCGUGUUAAGUCCGUACUUCAAAGGAAAACUCAAUAAACUUUUUAAAAAAAUAAUUUCUUAAUAUUUA